AUGGACUUCGACACAACACCUUUUCUCGCUGCGAUUCCCAAAUCCUCCUAUUCCUUGGGCAUCCUUGCAGCCGCAGUGGGAUACUUGACCUACAGAUGGCUUGUAGCGACAGAUAUCCCUCACAUCAAGGGUCUACCGGAAAUCCCAGGCGCAGUUCCCAUCUUCGGCCAUCUGCUGAAACUAGGUGAAGACCAUGCCAGUGUAUGCGAGCGCUGGUGGAGACAGUAUGGCCACUCUGUCUUUCAGAUUCGCCUGGGAAACACCCGUGCUGUGGUUGUGAACUCAUUUGAAGACUGUCUAAAGAUGCUGCUGGGCCACCAGAACGCCAUCAUUGACCGUCCUAAGUUGUAUACUUUUCACGGCAUCAUCAGUAGCACGCAAGGUUUUACUAUUGGCUCAUCGCCCUGGGACGACUCGUGCAAGAAGAAGAGAAAAGCGGCCGGAACUGCAUUGGGACGACCUGCUCUCAGAAACUACACCCAAAUGUUUGAUCUGGAAAGUCUCUGCAUCGUACGAGACCUAAAACGCAGUAGCUCCAAUGGCGAAGUGGAAAUCAAUGUCCGGCCAUUCAUUCAGCGAUACGCAUUGAAUACAACGCUCACCCUAUGCUACGGAAUCCGUAUGGAUGAAGUCUACGACGAGCUCCUCCGUGAAAUUUUGCACGUGGGAUCUGCCAUUUCUCUCCUGCGUAGUGCCUCGGAGAACCUCCAGGACUACGUUCCACUUCUGCGCUACGUGCCCAAUAACGAGAAAAAUAUCCGGUCCAAAGAGCUGCGUGAUCGCCGAGAUACAUACUUGAAUCUGUUGCUUGAUAAAGUGCGUGUCAUGAUUAAAAAUGGCACCGAUAAACCUUGUAUCUCGGCUGCCAUUCUCAAGGACGAAGAAACAAAACUUACGGGAGUGGAAGUGUCUUCGAUCUGUCUCUCGUUGGUAUCUGGAGGCUUUGAGACGAUCCCUGGAACACUGACAUCUGCUAUUGGGUCCUUGUCCACGCCGGAGGGGCAGGCCUGGCAAGAUCGGGCCUAUGCCGAUAUCAAGAAAUACUACCCGGAUAUUCGAGAUGCCUGGAGAGAAUGCAUCUAUGAAGAGAAAGUGCCUUAUAUAAACGCUAUCAUUAAGGAGGCCGGUCGCUUCUAUACUGUGAGCGCUAUGAGCUUGCCUCGGAAAACAAUGACUGAAGUCAAUUGGAAUGGUAUUAUAAUUCCACCAAAAACAAUGAUCCUGAUUAACGCACAGGCUGGAAAUCAUGACGUCGACCACUUUGGCCCCGACGCCGACAAGUUCAACCCAGAACGCUGGCUCAAGACAAUCGACCCACCAACUGAGAAAGAGACGGUGGGUUUGACUCACUUGAGCUUUGGGGCAGGAUCUCGUGCUUGUUCCGGGAAGUUUAUUGCUUCACAGCUUUUGUAUAGUGCUCUCGUGCGGCUCCUUUCGACUUAUAAGAUUGUGGCAAGCGAAGAGAACCCUCCCAAUACGGAUUACGUGGAUUACAAUCAAUUAAAAUCGGCGCUUGUUGCCAUCCCACGGGACUUUAAGGUCAAACUUAUACCUAGGGAUGAUGUGAUGACCACCGAGUGUUUGGUCGAAGCCGAACAACGGACGAAGGAUUACUACAGAGAGACGAGUCGCAGUGGUGACGGGUGGGAGCAGCGGGUUAGGGGCUAUGAUAUGCAAGGUGAAAAACACCAUCAUCUGUUCAAACCGUUUUUAUUUGACCUAAAAACUGACAACACCAAGGGGCUGGUAUCCAAUGGAGCCAAAGUUUAUGUGGUAGCGCUUCCCACAGAUCCAAUUGCUGAAAUAGUCAAUGAGCUCAAUCAGCUUGGCUCUGAGACUGGAGGCAGUGCCUAUGGCUUACCAUGUGACCUCUCCCGGAAAGAAUCCAUCCAAAAACUAUCCCAAGCAAUCUCUAGUCGAGAAAAGCAGCUCGAUAUGCUUAUAUCCAAUGCCGGAAUCCGUUGCGAUCCCCCAAUUGCAUGUAAUGUGCUCACAGCACCACUAGCUGAACUGCAAGAGUCCAUGUGGUCCGUUGAAGAGACGGAUUGGGAAAGGACAUUUCGCAUCAACACGACUGCCCAUUAUUUUUUGAGUGUCGCAUUAUUGCCACUUCUUGCUGCUGCAUCUUCAGCUUCGUACGAAGGUGGCAUCAGUGGCCGUGACGAGGGCCGGGGUGUCGUUGUGGUCACAAGUUCGUGUGCGAGUAUGCACAAUAUGACCAACAUCGAUUUGACCAGCUAUGCAGCUAGUAAGGCAGCCACUGAUCAUCUAGUAAAAUUAUUAGCGGCCAAGUAUCAUAAAUUUUAUGUUCGGGUCUGCGGGAUCAAUCCGGGGUUCGUUCCGAGUAAUAUGAAUCCAGUCGGAGCAGAAGGAAACGUUUUCAGUUCCCUGUUUGAUAAAGUGCCUGCAAAACGAGCUGGCAACGCAGACGAUAUUGCGGGUACGGUUAUGUAUCUUGUGAGCAAGGCUGGGGCAUACGUGGAUGGCAUCUCACUUUGUGUUGAUGGCGGAAGGAUACUUCUCGCAAAUGGACAGGAAUAA
Talaromyces rugulosus is the source of this 2541-nucleotide messenger RNA. RefSeq lists its product as uncharacterized. The record is from RefSeq and is a predicted model, not a curated record. Lineage: Eukaryota; Fungi; Ascomycota; Eurotiomycetes; Eurotiales; Trichocomaceae. The transcript has 7 exons. Gene Ontology annotation, molecular function: iron ion binding; monooxygenase activity; oxidoreductase activity, acting on paired donors, with incorporation or reduction of molecular oxygen. The coding region runs from base 1 to 2541 and encodes 846 amino acids.